Molecule: messenger RNA, 2530 nt
Organism: Lemur catta (Ring-tailed lemur)
Lineage: Eukaryota; Metazoa; Chordata; Mammalia; Primates; Lemuridae
Gene: WDR13
Product: WD repeat domain 13
Exons: 8
Coding region: 84-1895 (603 amino acids)
Cellular component (GO): nucleus
Molecular function (GO): promoter-specific chromatin binding; protein binding
Source: RefSeq, a predicted model, not a curated record
UUCUCCUCACCUGCCAAGAUUCUGGUGAGGUUUGAGGCUUUCCAUACCCUCGACUCAGGGCUAUAGAGCUGCUUAGCUGCAGCAUGAAAUUAGCUUCUCAGCAACGGGAUGACCUACCAUCCGUGGCACAGUCAUCUCACCCCUUUUGUUAUGGUGUCGCCCAGCACAAGAGACAUGAGCCGGAAUCUAAGGCUAUUCUUGCUUUCACUAUAUGUAGACUCAAGCCUCAAGCUUUCUGGCAGCAUCCAACUCCAACCACUCCCCGUCAUGCACACACAACUGGCUCUUCACAUCACAGGCGUGUCCGGAGGCCGAUCAGUCACUCUAAGAACUGGAGAACUUUCCAGGCAUCUCUGCAUGGAGUAAUUUGCAGACUCACACUUGUCCCUGUGGCCCUUAGACAUAACCCUUGUGCAUACAAAACUGCCAUUAGGGAGUGGGUAGAACUCGAGGGGUGGAGCCUCUGUUCCCGUGUUGGAAGCUACUGUGACUCAGUGCGCCUGCGAGACUCCCACGCCCUGGAAAGGAUUCCUAUCGAUUCACUCUGCGCUCGGCAGUUCUUUCUGGUAGGAGGCGGCCAUCUUGCCUGGAGCCCGAGAAAGGGAGGAGACAGAAGGAACGGGCGACAGUGGUCUCAGUGCCGCCCCGGGGGCCUCAAGAGCUGGAGGCAGCCCCGGAGGUGGUCCCCGAUCCCGGGCUAUGCUCUUGGACCUGAGAAGGGAAGGCGGAGGGCGGCGGGGACAAGAUGGGUGGGGAAUGUCAAGCAAGGAUUGCUAGACGGGGGAGGGGCGUUGCCAUGGCGACCGGGGAGGGGCGGUGUCAGAUCUGAAUCGCUGUUGUGUGUCAUCCAGACGCUGCCCAGGAAGGGCAGGGCUGGGGUGAUGACCAUGGCUCCCGCGAGCGGAUACGCCAGAGGAGGAGGCCGGGGAAUGGCCGCGGUGUGGCAGCAAGUCCUAGCAGUGGACGCGAGGUAUAACGCGUACCGCACACCAGCGUUUCCACAGUUUCGGACCCAGUAUAUCCGCCGGCGCAGCCAGCUGCUACGGGAGAAUGCCAAGGCUGGGCACCCCCCAGCGCUGCGUCGGCAGUACCUGAGGCUUCGGGGGCAGCUGUUGGGCCAACGCUACGGGCCCCUCUCCGAGCCAGGCAGUUCUCGUGCUUAUAGCAACAGCAUCGUCCGCAGUAGCCGCACUACCCUUGACCGCAUGGAGGACUUUGAGGAGGAUCCUCGGGCCCUGGGGGCCCGUGGGCACCGCCGUUCCGUCAGCCGUGGCUCCUACCAGCUGCAGGCACAGAUGAACCGUGCCGUCUAUGAGGACAGGCCCCCUGGCAGCGUGGUGCCCACGUCAGCGGCAGAGGCUAGUCGAGCCAUGGCCGGGGACACAUCACUGAGUGAGAACUACGCCUUUGCGGGCAUGUACCAUGUUUUUGACCAGCACGUGGAUGAGGCAGUCCCAAGGGUGCGAUUCGCCAAUGAUGACCGGCACCGCCUGGCCUGCUGCUCGCUCGAUGGCAGCAUCUCCCUGUGCCAGCUGGUGCCCGCUCCACCCACCGUGCUCCGAGUGCUGCGGGGCCACACCCGUGGUGUCUCCGACUUCGCAUGGUCCCUCUCCAAUGACAUCCUUGUGUCCACCUCACUGGACGCCACCAUGCGCAUCUGGGCUUCUGAGGACGGCCGCUGCAUCCGGGAGAUCCCUGACCCUGAUGGCGCUGAACUGCUCUGCUGCACCUUCCAGCCCGUCAACAACAACCUCACUGUGGUCAGGCUCCAGGGUGCCCGCUCACUAAGGGCGAGCAUGCCGGGUCAGGAGGGCUCAGGGAGUCAGAGUGCAAGUGUGGGAUGGCCUAGGAAAUCUGGAACCCCCCCCAGGCCCAUCACAGCAGUCCUACUGUAGUCAGACUCAAAGGGAAAUAGGUCAGAGGACAGGGCAAUGCAGUCCUUGGUCUGCGCUGGCUUUGCUGUGGUAGACUUCAUGGGAGCACUGGUCGGAGGUAGUGGUCCCAUCCACUACCGUCCUACUGCAGGAUGAUGAGGCUGAAACCUCAUGUGGUCUAUCAGUAGCAGCUCCACCAUGGUCAGACUCCAGGACAGAUUGGUCAGAGAGCAGGGGAAGGAAAUUAAAAGUCUGGCAUGGCCCAGGGUCGGGUGAGGGAGAAGUACAGGGGAACUGGCCAAGGGUAUAUUUGUGGUUGGGGACCCUUCCUGUGUCAGCAGCAACCCCACAGGCUCCAGGCAGGAGCAGCCAGGAAGCAGAGGAAAGCUAUCAGAGGCCUGGGAUAGCCCUGUGGUUUUCAGACUACAGGGGGACUGGCUGGGGGACAGCAUUAUGGCUCUGAGACCCCUUCACUCCCACGAGCAGCUGUCCUACUCUCGGCAAAUUGCAAGAGGGGAUGGCUUGGGAGGAGGAUUACAUGCCUAGGUCACCUUCUCAUCUGCCUGCUGCAGCCCCACUGUGAGUAGAGACCAGCCAGUCCUGUGAACAGCAUCCCUGUUGUGGUGAGAGUCAAGGAGGGACUGGCUAGGAGCAGG